CAUUCCUGACGCUCACAGGAAGAAUGCACGCAUGCUCCUAUGGCACACACGGGGGUGACCCCAUGGCACAGCCCCAGUGCCCCCUGUACCCUGCUGAGGCCGUGCCACCCCCGCGCCCCGCAGCAGAUGUGCCUGGAGCACCGUGUGACUCAUGCCCAGGCAGGGAGCGGCGAGCCCUGCAUCUCUUCCCCCACCCACACAACAAAGGGGUUGUGCAACCGCAUGGCACCGCCGAGCCGCAGCCAGGUGCUGGAGAGCGGGGGUUGGGGGUGGCACUCUGUGCACCCAAAGCAUUGUUGGAAUGCGUUGCCUGGGUGUCCCGAGGUGCCACCUCGCAGAAGGGAAGGGGGACCUUGGUGCCCAAACCUGGGUGUGUGAGCAUGGAUAUGAGGUAGGGCGUUGGUGGUCCCCAGGGGGAACGGUGGGUGCAGAGGCUGUUGGGUGCAUCUCACUGCAUUUCCCUGGUUUAAGGUGACCUGCAACUGAGGCACAGCCCAGCCCGUGUGGAACCACCCCUCCCCCUUUCUCCCCCCCCUUCCCAGCCCGGAUCUGCGUGGGUGUUUGCAAUGGGAUACACACCGAUGGCGCAGAUAACCCCCUGCACGCAAUGGCCAUGUUAAGGUCAUGGGCCCUUAGCACAAUGCCUCUCACCUCUGGGGGCAUCGGGGCAGUGGGGUGGGCACUACUGGGGGCCAGGUGGAGGUGUGAUGAGUGCUGCUCGGUCUCUGUGCAUCCUGGGGGGCAAUGCAGUGCCCCAGGGGAUGGGGAAGGGUUAAGCAGUGCAGGACCCCGAGGCAGCUGCUCCCUUCCUUGUUCCUCCUUGGCGGCAGGCCCAUGGGUUCUGGGGGUUAUCGUCUACCUGGCCAAGCGUGGCUGGGACCUGGCAGCAAAUAAGGUGGGGUGGAUGUGGGGUUUUGGCAAGCACCCCCAGCAGUAUUGGGGACCUGAGCCCCCUUUGCCAUCCUGUGGCCUUUUGCAGGCCAUUGAGUGGUUUCAAGAGGUGAUCAACUCUAAGUGUAUCUUAACCUUCAGGUGUCAGCUGUGGCUUCACCGUAUAUAGGGUCUUAAAACCUCCUCAUGGCUAAAGCAAGGGCUAAAAGGAUGACCCCAGCCACCAGCACAUCCUCGGGGCUGGGGCACAGCUGUCUCUAUGGGCUUGGGGAGCUGUUGGUGGCAUGUGGCAUCCCCACAUGGCAGUGGCAGCUGGAGGAGUGGCACAGGGCAGUGCUCAGCGGAGGAGACGCCUCAUUGCAUCACUGGCCCUCGGACAGCGAGGAGGUGCCAGCGGUGCCGGGAGCCUUUGUGCCCACACCAUGGGGCAGCUGCUGUGGAGCUGGGUGCUGUGGGGACUCUGGGUGCUGCCAGGUGAGUGCCGGGGUCGUCUGCGUCACCGGGGCAGCCGGGCACACCAUGGUGCCAAGGAGGCACGGGGAUUUGUCCUGCAACAGCCUGCAUGGUGGGGAGGAGAGAUUGGCACCCAAUGGAUUGUAGUGGGAAGCAAAGGGCUUGUUUCUCAGCCUGCCCUUGCUCACACCCAAGCCCCACCAGGGAAUGCGGGAGCAGCAGGCAUGGGGCCCCUUGUCCCAGCACAGGACCCAGCAGAGCCGGUUGGCGGCUCCUACGUGCCUGACAGCAUCAGUGCCGAACAACAUCAGGAUAUUUCACCCACUGUGGCCGAGCUGGGCAUGUGCCAGCUGUCCCCUGACCGAACAGAGCAGCCUUCUGUCCUCAGGGAUGGUUCAGGCAAUGCAGUGCCGCAAGUGGUGCUGGCAGCACUGGACCCCAUGAGUCCCAGCAAGGAGCAGGAGAUGCCUUCUAGUGCAGCAGUCUCUGGGGGGAUGGCAGAAUCGGACAGUCCCCAGGCAGGGCUUGCUUAUCCAAAACAAACCGGCUGGCUGACCAGUGUCCCCAUCGCUCCUGGCCCCACUCAGAUCACAUCCCCAGUGCCUACAGGGCACACAAUGGCUGUUACCCAUGGGAACAGGGAUACAGAGACAGCCACAGCCAGGCUGUCCCCAGCUCCACGUGUACCCUCAGAGAAGGGGACAGGCACUUCAGUGCCAUUGGGCAGAAGCACUGCCCCCACAAUGUCUGUGGGGUCAUCCAAAGCUCUGCAGAGUGCUGCUGGGCAGCCCGCAACAGGAAGAGCUGUGCCUUUGCAAGAGAUGACAGUGACUGAGGAACAUAUGCGUGCCACCAGCAUGCAAACAGGUGACGUCCCAAUGCCCAGUGGAGGUUUGUCUCCUGCAGUGGUCCGUGUCCCUGCAGUUCCUCCGGUGCUGGGAACAGAAGCACCUUCCUCUUCCACCAGCACAGCAACUGAUGAUGAUGCAUUGGUGCAGCCUCACCGUGUUGGCACCGCAGAAGGGACACCGGGAACAGCACAGACCGUGGUGCUGUCUGAUGUCCAACUCAGCACAGGGACAUCACCCCACUCCCUCACCUGGAGCCCAGCUGAGCUGCACACAGCCACUGUGCGCCUGUCCCAGGAGGUGACACCAGGGCUGGACGAGGCCACCUCUCCUCUUGUCACAGCAGCCAGCAUCACUGCAGGGAACACCAAGCCUGCAUCAACCACGUCUGACCGUGUCACAUCCGUGGUGCUGUCUGAUGUCCAACUCAGCACAGGGACAUCACCCCACUCCCUCACCUGGAGCCCAGCUGAGCUGCACACAGCCACUGUGCGCCUGUCCCAGGAGGUGACACCAGGGCUGGACGAGGCCACCUCUCCUCUUGUCACAGCAGCCAGUAUGACUGCGGGGAGUACUGAGCCUGCAUCAAACUCGUCUGACCGUGUCACAUCUCCCACUGUGCCAGCAACCACAGGGUCUCCCCAUCGUGUUGGAAUACAGAAAUCAGGGACCAUGAUCCUCCCAGGCACAGCCCCAGCAACAAUCACUCCUUCUCCUGCCAUUGACGGUGUCAGUGAGGCCACAGCCCCAGGGCUGCCAGCCCCCGGAACAUCUGGAGAUGGACUGCACAGAGACACAGCCAUCACCCAUGCCGGUGUCACCUCUCAGCUCCAUGCCACCACCGCAGCAGCUCAGGGCACGUCAGCCACGGCCAUGGAUGUCAGCACUGCUCCGCAUGUAUCCACCGCCCCGUAUGCAGCCCUGGGCAGUGCUGAGAUGAUGUCCAUCACCACUGCUGAAGCCACCACAGGCACUGCUGCCCUGCAGACCGAGGACACCCCAAAAGGACUGGGUAUGGGGACAGUUGCCAGUGUGGUUAUUGCUGUGUCGCUCUCAGAUGGUGUCCUUGGAGGAGGGUACAGCACCAGGACCCGGGCAGUGAGAGGUGCCUCUGCUGCCAACCCCAGUGGCAGCAUAUUUGGAAGGGCAGCAGGGACAGUGACUGCAGUGUAUGGUGGCAACCCAUAUGGACCAGACACAGCCAUGAUGUCUCCAACUCCACGUGACCCCACUGAGAAGGGGACAGGCACCUCAGUGCCACUGCGCAGCAGCACCCCUCCCACGAAGUCUGUGGGACAACAUAAUGCUCAGCAGAUCUCCAGUGAAAAGCCAACCCUGGGAACAGCCAUCCCUCUGCAAGAGAUAACAGUGACUGAGGCACAUGUGGGUGCCACCAGCAUGCUGACAGGUGACGUCCCAAUGCCCAGUGCAGGUUUGUCUCCUGCAGUGAUCCAUGUCCGCGCAGUUCCUCCGGUGCUGGGAACAGAAGCACCUUCCUCAGCCACCAGCACAGCAGCUGAUGAUGAUGCAUUGGUGCAGCCUCACCGUGUUGGCACCGCAGAAGGGACACCGGGGACAGCACAGACCGUGGUGCUGUCUGAUGUCCAACACAGCACAGGGACAUCACCCCACUCCCUCACCUGGAGUGAGCUGCACACAGCCACUGUGCGCCUGUCCCAGGAGGUGACACCAGGGCUGGACGAGGCCACCUCUCCUCCUGUCACAGCAGCCAUCACUGCGGGGAGCACUGAGCCUGCAUCAACCUCGUCUGACCGUGUCACAUCUCCCACUGUGCCAGCAGCCACAGGUGCUGAAGCCACCACAGGCACUGCUGCCCUGCAGAUUGAGGACACCCCAAAAGGGCUGGGUAUGGGGACAAUCACCGGUGUGGGUGCUGCUGUGUCGCUCUCAGAUGGUGUCCCUGAAGGAGGGAAUAGCACCAGGACCUGGGCAGUGAGAGGUGCCUCUGCUGCCAACCCCAGUGGCAGCAUAUUUGGAAGGGCAGCGGGGACAGUGACUGCAGUGUAUGGUGGCGACCCAUAUGGACCAGACACAACAAUGAAGUCUCCAACUCUACGUGACCCCAUGGAGAAGGUGACAGGCACCUCAGUGCCACUGCACAGCGGCACCACUCCCACAAAAUCUGUGGAAGACCACAGUGCUCAGCAGAUCUCCAGUGAAAAGCCAACCCUGGGAACAGCCAUCCCUCUGCAAGAGAUAACAGUGACUGAGGCACAUGUGGGUGCCACCAGCAUGCAGACAGGUGACAUCCCAAUACCCACUGCAGGUUUGUCUCCUGCAGUGAUCCAUGUCCCCACAGUUCCUCCGGUGCUGGGAACAGAUGCACCUUCCUCAGCCACCAGCACAGCAGCUGAUGAUGAUGCACUGGUGCAGCCUCACCGUGUUGGCACCACAGAAGGGACACCGGGGAGAGCACAGACCGUGGUGCUGUCUGAUGUCCAACACAGCACAGGGACAUCACCCCACUCCCUCACCUGGAGCCCAGCUGAGCUGCACAGAGCCGCUGUGCGCCUGUCCCAGGAGGUGACACCAGGGCUGGACGAGGCCACCUCUCCUCUUGUCACAGCAGCCAGCAUCACUGCGGGGAACACCGAGCCUGCAUCAACCACGUCUGACCGUGUCACAUCUCCCACUGUGCCAGCAGCCACAGGGUCUCCCCAUCGUGUUGGAAUACAGAAAUCAGGGACCAUGAUCCUCCCAGCCGCAGCCUCAGCAACAAUCACUCCUUCUCCUGCCAUUGACGGUGUCAGUAAGGCCACAGCCCCAGGGCUGCCAGCCCCCGGAAUGUCUGGAGAUGGACUGCACAGAGACACAGCCAUCACCCAUGCCGGUGUCACCUCUCAGCUCCAUGCCACCACCGCAGCAGCUCAGGGCACAUCAGCCACGGCCAUGGAUGUCAGCACUGCACCGCAUGUACUCACCACCCCACUUAUAGCCCCAGGCAGUGCCCAGCAUGUUUCCAUCACUGCUGAAGCCUCCACAGGCAAUGGUGUCCUGCAGACUGAGGGCGCUCCGAUGGAGCUGGACAUGGGCAGUGUCCCCAGCACUGUUCCUGCUGUGGCACUCCCCAGUGGCAGCACAGUUGGGCAAAUGAUGGGGUCAGUGGCCCUGGGAUUGGGCAGCCGCGCACAGGCAGUAGCAGGCUCAAUCCCAGUUGAAAACCCCACAGUGGGUAUCCUUGCCCCCAGAUCGAAUACUGAGAGCACUUCUGUGGUCUCAGCACUCCCAGCACCACAUCCUUCCAGUGCCAGUACCACUUCUCAGCUGGGCACAACCACGUCGAACCACAGCCACAGUGCUGCUUGGGUAACAGUGGACGUGGACACCUCCUCAGCCACUACCCCUGUGGCCAGAAGUGCUGAGCUGGGUGUCAGAAGGGCCACCCCAGUGUCACCAUCUGCAGUGAGCAGCCAAAGUUCUCCCACAUCCCUGGCAUCAGUCACAGCACUGUCCCCUGCUGAGCAAGAUGUGAGCGUGUCCCCUUCUGUUUUCCAGAACAGCAGUCUGACAGUAGUGGCAUCCUCUGUCACAUCAACUGUGGUGGCAUCCAUCACACCCAGUGUCAGUGCCAGUGGUCCAGCAGUGAGAACAAGAGAUGCCUCUCUCAGUAUGGUCACAACACCCUCCUCUGCUGUCCCCAGCAGCUCUUUGGGGCCACACAGCCCCCGUGUCACCCCAGGGACACCCAUCAAGGCCACCAGCAUUCUCCGUGACCCAGCCUUGAAUGAUUCCAGCACACACACAUGGGAAGCCACAGCCAUGUCCUGGAAGGACACCAUCCCCUCCAGCGAUGCCACAGCACCAGCUAGCUCACCCAGCAUUGACACCUCCAUGGUGAUUAGGCACACCACAGUGUCACCUCCUACGGCAAUGGCCAGCAGUGGUGCCCAGUCCCCCUCUGCCACGCAAGAUGUCCCCACUGCCCUGAGAGUGACAAACCACAAGGCCACCUCUGCAUCUGCUGCCAUGUCCAGCCCUGCCGAGGGCAUACCAGCAGCCAGCAGCCCCACCAGAGCAGCUCCAGACUUAGGGGCACAGAGUGGACCGAUCACAGCACCAGGGGCACCCGCUUAUGCCACCCCCCAGAAUCCCAUGUCCAAGCCUGGCACUGAGCUCGUCCCAGCAGUGUCACUGUACCCAUUUGGCGCAGCGGAAGGAGACACAGAGUGCAUCCAGAGAACAGUGGAUUUUAACUCCCCACUGCUGAAGCCCGAGAUUGGGUUCCCCUUGGGGAAGGCACUGCGGGACACCCUCUAUUUUACAGACAAUGGACAAAUCAUUUUCCCUCCCACGGACAGCCACGUUCCCUCCAGCCCCCACCCCCCUUCCCAGGGCUUCAGUGGCCACGAGGCUUUACCCAUGGUGGCCGCCUUUUGGGAUGAUGCGGAUUUCUCUCGUGGUGUUGGUACCACCUGGUACCAGGAGUACCCCACUUUUGGCUCCAUCCGAGAUCCUAUUAUCCGUGAUGUGGAAGCAAAGAUUCAGAAAUACAUGGGGGUGCCAUACUCUGCUAAAUGGACUCUGAAGGUGACAUGGGAGAAGGCUCCGCCAUACCCGUCCCAGCUGGAUGAUGCACAGACCAACACAUACCAGGCAGUGCUCUCCACUGAUGGGAGCCGCUCCUUCGCCUUGCUGCUGUACCAGGAUGGUGGCAUGCGGUGGGACUACACUGGGCUGGCAGACAAGGAUGUGCUCAUCGGCUUUUCCAGUGGUGAUGGCUAUGCCCAGAACAGUGAGCUGACUGAAGAGCCACCAGCUAUUAGGUACCGUCCAGACCAGCACCGCAGCUCCGGCACUGAUGUGCGUGGGCUGUGGCUGUUCCGGCUGGACAACCGCAGCCGGGUGAACUACAGGCUGCAGUGCCUGACGUGGCUGCAGGCACAGCCACCACCAUCCACCUGGAGCAUGGAGCUGCCGCCCUGCCCCUGCUCACGGCCCCAGGCAGAGCUGGACCCCCGAUACCGCCGGAGCAGAAGUGCUGAGUCCCCUCCUGCACCUGGGGUGGCCACUACACCCCAAAAUACUUCAGAUCUCUUUGUGACGGUGCUGCGCACCACAUCCCCCAGCCGGAUGGGAGCUGGGGUGCGGUGUGUGUACCGUGGCACAGGGUUUUUGGAAGGAUGGCAGGAGAGAUUCUGGAGCCCACCCAACAACCCUUCAGACAAUGGGGAGCUGGAGGCAUUUGAAUGGUGCUGCCGGCACGUGGGGAAGCCUCAUUUCUGCACCAGGUACAGCGAGAAGAGACCAAGAGCUGGCUGUGACGGAUAUGUGCCACCCACCCCUGCCAAUGCCUUUGGGGACCCCCACAUCACUACCCUGGAUGGCCUCACCUACACCUUCAAUGCACUCGGGGACUUCAUGCUGCUGCUGGCCAGUGAUGCCCACACCAGCUUUGUGCUGCAAGGGCGCAUGGCCCGCACCAGCACAGCCCGGGCCACAAACUUCAUGGCCUUCGUUGCCCAGUACACCUCCAGCACCACCACAACAGUUGAGUGGACCUUGGGGAGCCGUAAUGAGGUCCAAGUUCUACUGAACCAUGAAACCAUCCAGUUUUCCUACUCCCAAGACAUGGAUGCUGAGGUGUACUACAGCCCCGGUGUCCUGCUGGUCAACACUUCCUCCAUCACGGCCAUCUUUGAUGGGACCAUCUCCAUCUCCGUCUCAGCCAGCUCUGGGAUGCUCAGUGUGGUAUGCAGCCUGCUGGAGCAGUACCACAAUGGCACCAAGGGCCUGCUGGGUGUAUGGAACCACAACCCAGCAGAUGACUUCCAGAUGCCAAAUGGAACUAACAUCCCUGUAAACAGCAGUGAGGAAGAUAUCUUCAGCUAUGGGAUGACCUGGGCUGUUGGAGAAUACAGCCUGUUUGCCCAACCCCUGGCUGCACCAGUAAGAACCUUCAACCCCAUCUUCUUGUCUCAGCUGCGACAGGAGAACAAAACCCAAUAUCAGCUGGCAGCCUCGCAGUGCCACGGUUGCAGGGAGUGCAUCUAUGACAUGCUGAGCACAGGGGAUGUGGCCCUGGGUCUGGCCACCCAGAGCCUAGUGGAGGACUACCAGAAGAGAAAGGCAGCACUCGAUUCCUUCCCUCCCAUCAUCACCGGCAGCCCAUUGCUCACAGCAUUCAGGACAGAACAAAUCACCAGGCAAUACCGAGCUACAGGGCCGGGUGUACGCUUUGUCCCUCACGUCUCACCAGAGCUCAACAUAUCAGAGGACGGCAUGCUGACAUGGGAGCCCCGUGGGACAGCCCCACUCAGCAUCACCCUGCAGGCUGUCAGCCCACACCUCCCCCCAGCCCUCCUGCAGCUCAGCUUCACCCUGUGCAGCUGCCGCAAAAUCCAGCAGUGUGACUACAGCAGCACGACCACCAUUGCCAGCUCCUCCUUGCAGCUGGCAGCCUGCAGGUGUGACGAUGGAUACUGGGGCCCCUUCUGCCAGCAUGCACCAGACCCCUGUGCCCAGGGCUGCUUCCCUGGGGUGAGCUGUGACCCGCACAUGGGCUGUGGUCCCUGCCCACCUGGACUGACUGGCGAUGGGCAGCACUGUGCAGAUAUCGAUGAGUGUGUGCAGAAGACGACGUGCCAGGGGAACCUCACCUGCACCAACACUGUGGGCAGCUAUACCUGUUCCUGCCCCAGCAAUGCAACGGGGGAGGGUCUGGGAUGUGGCACUGCCUGCAGGUCCCACUCCUGCCCUGAGGGCUUCUGCAGCAAUGGAGGACGCUGCCGCCUGCACCCCCCCUCCUGUACACCCACCUGUGAGUGUCCCCCAGCAUUUACCGACCGGCACUGCGUGGUGGCAGGAGGGGACUUUCGGCCCCUGGCCAGCACAGGCACUGCUGCUGUUUUGUCCCCAGAUCUGCCCCAGAGGAGCGUGCUGCUGUGGGUCAGGGCAAUGCAAAGUGCCACAGCUGAGGAAAUCAAUGCCACUGUCUCAGCCAUCCUGGGCUCUCUGGAGGUGAAGGCAUUUUGGAGCAACACCAACAUCACCCGCAUCAGGACAGCUGACGGCCUCACCUUUGCUGUGGUGGCCAAAUUUACCUACAACAGCAGCAGCUUUGUCAUCCAGUUCCUGAAUGAGGAGCUGGCAGCAGCCAUUACCACUGCUUUCAAUGGGCAGAGGGCACGGCGGGAGGUGGGUGCACAUCUCCUCUUUGCAAGCCUACACCUGGACAACAUCACGGACCUGGUGAAGUUAUCAGUGCCUGAGCUGCAGCACUACUUCUCCUGCACGCUAUAUGGCUAUGAGGGUUACCAGCUCGACUAUGUGGGGACAAGCGGACUGACCUGCAUCUCCCCCUGCAAGAAGGGCUACUGCCAGCACGGUGGCCACUGCCAACACCUGCCUGAGGGUCCCACAUGCAGCUGCGUGCCCUUCUCCAUCUUCUCCCCGGGCGGUGCCCACUGCGAGCAGCUCGCUGUCAGCCUCGCCGCCUUCAUCAGCAUCAUGGUGGGGGCCCUGGCACUGCUCUGCCUCCUGCUCUCCACUGCCUUUCUGGCUGCACAGCUCUGCCGUCGGCGUCGGGAGCCCCAGGGGACCAAGGGGACCUUCUGGAGAGAGCGGCCGUUCUCCUCCCUGAUGAAGGCAGAAGAGGGGGCAGAGGCCUCAGGAAGGCUCUGGGAACCUCAGCUCCAGGCCAUUGAUCCAUCCAUCCAGAUGAGGUUCAAGAGACCCCACGUCCUGCCUCCAAGCCAAGGCACUGCGCAGCCCUAACAUGCUCUGCAGGGCUCCGGCCAUGGGAAGGGGAUGGAACAUACAGGGCUGUGGGACAUGGCUGUGCCAUGAGGACAUGGGUCACCAAAGCAACGGGACCUUUUGCUGAGGACCUGAAGAAGUGAUUGGGGUCAUCCAUAGGAGUGUCUACCGCGGGGUGUGCCCCAGCAUGGUGCAACCAGACCCAGCAAUCA
Molecule: messenger RNA, 10120 nt
Organism: Phasianus colchicus (ring-necked pheasant)
Lineage: Eukaryota; Metazoa; Chordata; Aves; Galliformes; Phasianidae
Source: RefSeq, a predicted model, not a curated record